UGUGUGUGUGUCCGCGCGCUGAUGAGAACUGCGGUGUGCAGUGAGGAGCAGAUAGAGUUCCGUGUGCAGCGCCUCCUCCUGUAACUCAGUAUAAACUUAGAGGAGUGUCAUUACCACAGAGGAGGAUGACUGAAACUCCGGACCACUGAACACUCACUCCUCGGGCUGUUUCACAAGAAUACUCCGCCAUUCUCACGCCUUUCUCUAACGCUUUCCGAGAGAAAUGAAGUCUCGGUUCGGACGCUGAAGCGGCAUCUUUUGAACAGCGGAGGACCACACACACACAAACUCACAAUGGAGCUACGUGGAAACAGCAGGCUUCAAGAUGGGUACCAGUAUCUGACUGGUCAUGAAUAUGACCAAAUUCAGGCAGCACGGGGUGAUGGAUCAGGAUCUUUUGGAGUGAAGGUACAGGUGCAAGGUAUACAGGGUCGUCCCUAUGUUGUACUAAAUGGACAAAAUAAGUCCUCACAACCUCCUGUCCACCCAGAUGUCUUUUUUAUGGAUCAGCCAGGCCAAGAGUAUGUUUCUACCAUGAAUGGUCAAGGUUUAAGCAUCCAAAGGUCUUUAAUGGAUUACAGGUCAAUGAGGCAGAUGCAUACACCUUCAGAAGUUCAGCUGUCUACUAAUACCCCAUCGUCUCCCAUGCUAAACUACCAGAGACACCCUGGACUUCUCAGACCCUAUGAUCCCAGAAGCAACAACUUGGACCAACAUGACUCUCCCAACCAUAUUAAGACUAAGUCUAACUCUGACUUAAAUCAGUUCAGUACAAAUACUUUACCUGUGUAUGCAUCCAACGUAAUGGUGAAAAGAGCCAAAAUCCCCCUGCCUGGUACAGGGAGAGGACAAACUGAAGAUAAUGUAGAUUCUGGACAAUCGUCAGCAGAAAGUGUACCUUGCCGCCAAUCACAUAUCAUCUGCAGGCUGUCCGUGCCUUACUCUGGUGAGGACAACGGACAUUCCUCAAGUAGGGUCGGUAGAGUUAGACAUAGAAAACAGGUGGAUCCCCAAGAGAGAAAAAGAUCACAAAGUGCAGGCGCCUCUAGUUCUGGUCACUCUUCCAGGACAAGCCCUGUAUCUGCAGGAGGGCAAGGGAUGGGAGAAGCGCUGGCUCCAGCAGCCUCAUUUAUUGGCUGUGUGUCUCGAAAUGACAGUCUUCCAAAACUGAGGACAGGAAAUAACAUUUAUGAAGCAGAUAUGAGAACUCUAACUGCAGCCGAGUUUGACGGACAGAGGAAUGAAAGGAUGUCACCAAGAUUAGGAAGAGUUAAUUGUAGAAUUGACAGAGGAAACCCAACCAGAUGUCUUCAGCAAAAUGGCGGCCAUUCAAGCCCAGAAAGGGAGGCCCAGGUUACCCCUGAUAUUUUGAAAGGACAGCAGGAGCUUGUGGACCAGCCAUGUGAAGAAGUGACUAAACUAGCACUGUUCAACUACCUCAAAGAAGGGAGUGGUGAGGGAGAUGAGGUCAUCAGGCAGAAGGUAAAUCUACUGUUUGAGAAGAUCCAGAUGGUGAGGUCAUGUGCUGUCCAGAAUGUGGAGGAGAUGUCUGGCACAGUGGCUAAAGUAAAAGAGCUCCAGGAGAGAAAAGAGGCACUGGAGAGCCAGGUCGCUCAGCUAAAGCAACAACUGGAGGAAGAAAUUAAAAACAGAGAGAGUCUAUCAGAGACACAUGGGAAGAGUUCAGAGGAACUGAAAAGACUGCAGGAGAAGUUAAGUAGGAGUCAGCAGGAGCAAGUCUCCCUCCGCCAGCAACUCACUGACAUGGAGAAAGAGUUGCAAGUCUCAAUAGAAACAGUCCUGCAGAUCAAAAGGGAGCGCGAACGAAGUCGGGCAGAGGCAAAGAACCUGCAGCAGCAGCUCUCGGACGUGCAUGAUGUACUGGACAGCACUAAGAGCACACAGCUCAAGGAGAGGGACAGCAUCCUACAGGAGCUGGCUAAUUUGCGCACAGAGUUCCAGGAGCUGCAGCAGGUGCACGAGGAACAGGAGGACGUUCUGUGCUGGAAGGAGAGGGAGCUCAUAGCCAUAAAGGGUGCGCUUCAGGAAGAGAUUUCAGCCCACGCUAAAGAGGUGGAAACACUGAAGGAGCAACACAAGGAGGAGGUUCAGAAGCUACUCAAGGCCAACGAAGAGGUUAAAGAGAAUGUGGCAGCUUUGGCUCAGAAGAAAAAGGAUGUGGAGGUUGGGCAGAGGAAGAGUCACGCCCAGGUUCAGGAGCUCAGCCUGGCUAAAGAGCAACUCCUCGGCCAAGUUCGUAGUCUGGAAACCCAAAUCACCACCCUCAACAACAUCAUCCACCAGUCAAAGAGCCAGGAGCAACAGCUCAGAGAACACCUGGACAAGCUGAUGGAGGAGAAGCAGAGACUUGAGGAGGAAUUUUCUGAGGUGAGACAGCAAGAAGAGGACAUGUGUGGUGUUAACAGGGCUCUGACUCGACACCUGGAGGACACACAGAGUGAGCUGACGAAGCUGAACCAGGAGCAUCGUCAGCUGAAAGAGAGACUGAAGGAGGAGGAGAGGCAGAUGGAGGAGCUCCGAAAGAACAAAAGGGACCUGGAGCAGGAGAGGAGGAAGCAGGACAGAGAAUUUGAGGAACUACAAGACGAGAUAAAAAAAGUGCUGGUGGGUUCAGAGAGAGAGGCUCAGAGACUGCAGGAUCAGGUAGAUGAAGCCAGAGAGCAGAACUCUAAGGACGUCAGUGCACUCCGCAUACAGCUCCACAACAUGCAAACUGAGCUGGAAAAACACUCACGCACCUCACAGGAAUGCAAGAAAGAGCUGUCUCGGCUGGAGGCCGAGUUGGCUCGACGUGAGACAGAGUUGGAGAAGGCUGAGCAAAAGUGUAAACAGCUGGAGAUGAGAGUGCAGGAGCUGCAGGAGUGCAACAAAACUGCACAGGAUGACAAAGACCGACAAGUCAAACUAAUGGAGGCGCGAGUAAGUCAGCUACAGGAUGCCCUGACUGAGGAGCGCAGCAGUGGUGACACACUGGUGCAGAGAAUGGAGAAAGCCAAGGAGCAGGUAGAGCAGGUGAGAGCUGAGUUACUGCAGGAACGAGCAGUUAGGCAGGAUCUGGAGUGUGACAAGAUCAGUUUGGAGAGACAGAACAAGGACCUGAAGAGUCGAGUGUCGCAUUUAGAAGUGUCUCAGAAGUCAAGUCAAGAAGGACUUGUGUCCAAACUAGAGUUGCGAAUUCAGGAGCUGGAGGACAGUCUUCUUGAACAGGAGAGAGACAAUAAGACUCUGGAGCAGGCAAACCGUAUGCUGGAGAGGAAGAUGAAGGAGAUAACUAUGCAGUUGAAUGAUGAGCAGCUCUCACUACAGAACCAGAUGGAUCAGUUAACUCUGAGACUGAAGGUACUAAAGAGGCAGCUGGAUGAGGCAGAGGAAGAGAUAGAGAGACUCGAGAACAGCAAGAAGAAACUUCAGAGGGAACUGGAUGAACAGCAGGAGACCAACGAACAGCUUCAUAGCCAGAUCUCAACCCUGAAAACUGAGCUCAGGCGUAAAACGAAACCGGUUCUAAAGAGUUUAAACGAAGAUGAAGACGAUGAACAGUGGAACCUGAGCACACAUGUGAAGACACAAAAGAACUGAAUUAUUAAUACUCAGUAAUAUUAGAUAUAAUGUAAUGCUAUCACAUGUUUCUGUUCAUUUUUCAUUUCAUACUUAUCUUUUAUAGUGCUAAUGCACUACACAUUUAACUGCCUCUAACCAGAAUGUUUUCUGAAGAUCUACUGCCCCCUUCUGGUAAUAUAAAGAGCAUUGCCUCAUCAUAUAAACAUGAUAGUGGAUUUGAUUCCAGUUCAGUAAUAUUAUGUAUUUCGUAACAAGUUUUAUUAAUCUGUGCUGGCCCAUGUAGAUACUUGUGGCUUAAUUGUGACGACUAAAUAUUACGAAUGUGUUUAAAUAAAGGCAGUUUUGCACAGAA
This is a messenger RNA of Ictalurus punctatus (channel catfish), 3934 nucleotides long. RefSeq names its product cingulin-like protein 1. Gene Ontology annotation, cellular component: myosin complex. The transcript has 19 exons. The record is from RefSeq and is a predicted model, not a curated record. Bases 295 to 3600 code for a protein of 1101 amino acids. Lineage: Eukaryota; Metazoa; Chordata; Actinopteri; Siluriformes; Ictaluridae.